UGUAAAAUUGGAUUGCGAAGUAGUUCAAAAUAUUUAUGAUAAAAUAACUAAACUAUAUUAAGAUAAAUUUAGCAUCAGCAGAUUUAAAAACAACAACAACAUGGAAUAAAAGUAGCUUAGAUAAUUAUUGUCAAACCUAAAACUGUGUGACACAAACAAUUGUUUUAAAUUGAAUAUUUCGUCUUUUUCGACUCGACAAUAUAUUCGAGCAUUGGAUAAGUAUUAUCUGAGAAAUUCAUAUACAAUUUACUAGGAUUCCUCGGAUGAUAUCUAGUGGUUUGGAUACGUCCACGUGAAAGUAUAUAGCAUGUGAAGACAGCAACGUGAAUCCGUGUUUUGUUGGAACAUUCCAGCCAACAUCCGUUAACUAUGGAUUUGGAAAAUGCAACAUCUUACAUUCAGACGAAUGGUACAGGUAUGGUCGGUUUGGUUAAUCUGUCAUCGACAAGUUCCCAGUCUUCUGGUGUUAUAGAAACGAUGUCUUCUACUACACGUCCAGCGUUAGAUCAGCUCAGUUCGACAAUAUCCAGUGUUAAUAGUUCGGGAACAAAUCGAACAACAUUAAACCCGCUCACUGAGAUGUUUAGCAGUUCUACGCCAACCCUUGUCAAUUCAAGUUCGGCAGGAACACCAGCAACAUCUACUGUAUCAUUUAAUCAAGGGUCAAUAUCAACGCUGUCUUCCAUUAGCAAUACACUUUUCACCGAUUCUGAGAAUUUGACUUCAGGAUUUUUUUCAUCAGUUCCCGAUAUGUUAUCAAGUACUGGUUUUGAGUACACACAUGAUUUUACAUCCAUAUCGUCAAUGGCGAACGGGACAAUGACAGCAAAGUAUUUGGUGCAAAAAGAUAUUCUAAACGAGUUUUGCCUCGGAGAGCCAUUCUGGGAUGAUAAUUUAAUUAACGUUGACGUUCCGACAUUCUCAACGUGUUUCACGGACACCGCACUGAGCCUGGGCGCAUGCGCGUAUCUAUGGAUGCUCGCACCAUUCUUCAUUCUUUACAUGUACCUCGAUAAGAAGUACACACCACUUCCGGUUUCAAGACUGAAUACGGCUAAAGCUGUUGUAUGUUUCCUGCUUGAAUGCACCAUCAUCCUGCAGUUAAUAUUCCAAGAACACUACGGUUUCCGGUGUGAGCCAGGGAGGGUUGUUCCUCCCUCUUCCUACACCGCCUCCGCUGUCAAAUUUGCUACAUUUUUAUUUGCCAUAGCAGUGCAGCAAAUCCAAAGGGUAAAAGGAGUUAAGACGUCCGCCGUUCCAUUCACAUUCUGGCUCGUGUUGCUGGUGUGUGAAGUCAUUCCCGUGUACUCUCACUCGCAAACCAAGAUUGUGUGUGCAGAGAACGUCACAUUCUACAUAUACUUCGGACUUGUCUUCCUGCAGCUCAUUCUACACUGUUUUGCCGAACAACAUUCCAGACAAGGUUACCAAGAGAUACAAUACGACAAUGUGUGUCCAGAUGAGAAUGCGUCUGUAUUAAACCGUAUUCUCUUCCAUUGGCUAUCAUCGGUGGUGGUCAAGUGCUACCGAGGCAAGUUCAUUGCCACCGAGUUUUGGGAGCAGACGUCGCGAUUGCGGUGCGAUAAUCUUGGUCCUCUUCUGGAGGAUGAGUGGAAAAAAGAGAUUCAAAAGUGCGAAAUUGAAAAGCGAGCAAAACAAAAGACAAAUUCAAGGCCUCGUUAUGAAAGUGAUGCUUAUUGGAAUGACGCCAGAAAUCCUCGCAAUGGUAUAGCAGUAGAAUCUACUCCACUAAUCGAGAGCGGUAGAUUUACCGUGAAACUGCCGAAGGAAAUAGCAGAUGAGGGUCUAAAGCCAAAUCUUUUCAAGACGAUUACGCGGUGUUUCUGGCUAGUUUGGUGUGAAGCGACUGGAUAUAUGGUUAUAGGAGAGACCACGUGGCUGCUACAACCCAUCAUUCUUAGAUUUAUCAUCCAAAUGAUAGAAAACAAAGGCUUAACGGAUGAGCCAAUGUGGAAGGGAUACAUGUACGCCGUUAUCUUGUUCCUUAUCCUUUGUCUCAACUCCUUCCUCUACCAGAUUGGCAUCCACCAUAUGACGACCGUUGGGUUGAGGGUCAAGACAGCACUUAUAUGUCUCAUCUACAAAAAAGCGCUGACAAUGAACAAGAGUGGAAUAAAGGCGACAACAGUGGGCGAAGUUGUCAACUUAAUGUCAGUCGACUGCCAGAGAAUCCAAGACGGAUUCACAUUCUCUUUCUACGCUGUCCUUAUUGUCGUCAUCUUGAUCAUCGCUACCGCUCAGCUGUGGGAUUUAAUGGGUGUUGCCAGUUUGGGAGGACUAGCGGUGGUUCUUGUCGUCUUACCAACAGUUGCCUUCAUAGCAACCAAACAAUACAAGCUACAGAAAGAACUUCUAAGAUUGAAAGGAAUCAGAAUCAAGAUUCUUAAUGAAGUGAUAAGUGGGAUUAAGGUUUUAAAAAUGUACGCGUGGGAACCUUCGUUCAUUAGAAAGAUUCGUGCCAUUCGCUCCAAGGAGAUAGAUUGUCUAUGGAGCUACGCGUGUUACACGGCCACUACGGUCGUGUUCGCGAUACACAGUCCAUUUAUGAUCAAUUUCUUCCUGGUAAUGAUCUAUGUUCUGACCUCACCGUACCACUCCCUGAACGCCGAGCAAGCCUUUACUGCACUGGCUAUCGUCAACAUUAUACGGUUCCCUAUAGCGCUGUGUCCUUUCCUUGUGAACGGCGCAGUUCAAGGCUACGUCUCCGUCGGGAGAAUCCAAGAGUUCCUCUGGACGUCAGAUCUCAAUAAAGACAACGUUUCCAUUGAACAGAAAUCAGAGAAUCCAGUUAACAUACAAAACGGGGAAUUUACCUGGAACACGGAAUUCGAAAAAUCUGUUUUAAGAAACAUUAAUCUGCAAGUGAAUGACGGCGAACUGAUCGCGGUUGUCGGUCCGGUGGGUUCUGGGAAGUCCUCGCUGAUAUCAGCAUGUCUUGGCGAAAUGGAGAAACUUAGUGGUCAAGUAUCUCUGAGGGGCAAGAUAGCAUACGUUCCACAAGAGGCGUGGAUACAGAAUAUGACUUUGCGAGACAACAUUCUGUUUGGUAAACGUCACCAAGAGAAGAAGUACCGGAAAGUGCUGGAUUCCUGCGCCUUGUUGCCUGACUUGGAGAUUCUGGCUGGUGGGGAUAUGACUGAAAUUGGCGAGAAGGGUAUCAACAUUAGCGGGGGACAGAAACAGCGUGUAAGUCUGGCGAGGGCUGUCUAUAAUAACGCGGACGUGUAUUUCCUGGACGAUCCUCUGAGCGCAGUCGACAGUCAUGUUGGAAAACAUUUGUUCAAGAAGGUGAUUGGCAACGAGGGACUUCUAAAACACAAGACCAGAAUACUUGUAACACAUGGCGUACACUGGCUGCCACUGGUGGAUCGCAUCGUCGUCUUGAAUGACGGCAUAAUCUCUGAAAUGGGAAGUUACGACGAGCUCGUCAGCCAUGAUGGACCGUUCGCGCAGUUUCUGCUACAGUAUAUGCUGAAAGAGGAUGAAGUCGAUGAAGAAGAGGAUCCGGAAAUCCGUCGUCUGAAGGAAUCCAUACGAAUGAAAAUCGAUGAGGUCAAGUCAGAUGGUGGAAUGACGUCAGAAGAUGACGUCAUAUCAGCUAGUGGUAGGCGAAUACGAAGAAAUACCGGUAGAUUAAGUAAUGCCUACACCAAGGGUAGUUCGUUACAAAGACAGACGAGCAAGACACCGCUGGUACUGGACACAACUCGACUCACAGUGGACGAGGUGUCUGAGGAGGGCAGCAUCAAAGCAACAGUUUUAGUGACCUACAUGAAAGCGAUGGGAAUUCUUACCGUGAUUAUUGUCUUCAUUACGAUGAGCAUAUUCCAAGGUCUCAACGUGUUCUCCAACUUCUGGCUAACCUUUUGGACGGAGGAUGAACUACUUAAAAACAUCAGCUUGUCGGAGACACCAGAGUUUGAGGAAAAAUACAUGUAUUACAUGCUGAUGUACCUAUUGUUCGGAGUAAUACAAGGUGUUGUGGUGUUCCUGUCCUUCUACAUGGCUCUCACGCGGAUGGUGCGUGCUUCCGGUAUUCUCCACGACUCCAUGUUGAAGAGUAUUCUACACUCGCCAAUGUCCUUCUUUGAUACCACGCCAAUUGGACGUAUGAUGAACAGAUUCUCGAGCGACAUAGAUAUAAUGGACAACAAAUUACCCGAGAGUUUCCGACUCUGGAGUAUAAUGCUGUUUUCUACAGUGGCUGUUAUAGUUGUAGUUGCAGUCAUUACCCCGAUCUUCAUGGCGGCUAUCGUGCCAAUAGGCAUAUUCUAUGCGCUGUUUGUGAAAUUCUAUUUGCCAACUGCUCGUGCAAUGCGCAGAACUGAGUCAGUGAAUCGGUCACCGAUCUACAACCACUUCAGUGAGACGAUUACGGGGGCUAGUGUUAUACGGGCCUACAGAUGUGCUGACAGGUUCAUUCAGGAAUCAAGAAAACGAGUUGAUGAAAACAUAAAGUUCUUUUUUGCGUCAAAUACAGGGUCAAGAUGGAUUGGAAUCCGGUUGGAAUUAAUGGGCAAUCUUAUUGCGCUUCUGGCGACAGUGUUUGGGUUGGUUUCAGAUGAGUUGAACGGUGCUCAGGUUGGACUGUCCAUCACAUACGCGGUCCAAAUAACGAUAACACUGAACCUGGUUGUGUUAGCCAUUAGCGAAAUGGAAAUGAAUAUUGUGUCAGCAGAAAGAGUCACAGAGUAUACAACGUUGCCAUCUGAGGCGGGCUGGGUGUUACAAAAAUCCAAACCACCUCAAGACUGGCCCAUGACGGGUUCCAUAGAAUUCAAGAAUUAUAUUACCCGGUACAGAGAGGGGCUUGAUUUGGUGCUCAAAGGGAUCAAUUGUACCAUCAACGACGGUGAAAAGGUUGGUAUUGUUGGCCGAACUGGGGCAGGCAAGUCGUCCUUGACCUUGUGCCUCUUCCGGUUGAUAGAAAGCGCGGGAGGCGCAAUCUACAUUGACGGUGUGAAUAUAGCUGAACUAGGGCUACACGAUGUUAGGUCCAAAAUUACGAUUCUACCACAGGAUCCAGUUAUAUUCUCCGGAUCACUGAGAAGCAAUCUGGAUCCUUUCUGUAAAUACAACGACAGCAAUAUCUGGUACGCUCUGGAAUGCGCACAUUUAAAGGAGUUUGUGACGGCGUUGGAAGAUGUGCUGGAUUAUGAAUGUGGCGAGGGAGGACAAAACUUAAGCGUUGGACAACGCCAACUCGUUUGCCUGGCCAGAACGUUGCUUCACAAGACACGCGUUCUUAUUCUAGAUGAGGCUACAGCCGCCGUUGAUAUGGAAACAGAUGACCUUAUCCAAGAUACAAUUCGCAGUCAGUUCAAAGAAUGCACGAUACUGACAGUUGCUCACAGGCUGAAUACAAUCAUGGAUUACGACAGGGUUAUGGUGCUCGAUGCAGGCCUUAUCAAGGAGUUCGAUUCCCCACAGACUCUUCUAAAUGAUACUAACGGAGUGUUCUAUGGAAUGGCAAAAGAUGCUAAGCUUGUGUGAAGAACAACAUAGAUAAAUUCAAUGUGAAACCGGGCCGUUGCAUACAAAUUGGUCCAAGUGUCACUCUUAAAGGCCCGAACACUGGAUCAUUUUUUUAAAUAGAAUGGUAAUGCUAUUUUAAGUGUUUAUCUAAGAAUGUGAUCAAAUUUGACAGUAUUAUUUUAUAUUUUUCAAUUAUUUCCAACAGUUAACGCCGUUAAUUAAGGUUUGUUAAACUUAAGUCGAAUUAGAGGUAUAAACUUAGUUCCUUAAUUCAACAAUUCAUCCUCAAUACUUGCUGCUAGUUCAUUAUUACGAGUUUCUGCGUCAUCAUGCUAAAAUUUGAAUUUUUAUGCUCAAACGAGGUCUCCUGCGAGGAGCAGAUUUAGAAUUCAGUUCAGUUUUCUUAAUUUAGUUAAAUUGUUUUAACUACUGUUUUUAUCAUGUUUGUUAUUACGCUUAUUAUGAAAUUAUUUUAACCAGGAAAUAAACAGUGAAACCAUAAUGUUAAGCCUGUCAUUAAAUCCUAUUUAAGUGUGAUGUUAUUAAUCAGGUUAUUUCAUAUUGGCCGAGUUUUGUGCGUAGUAUUGGUCUUUAGCUCAAAGAACGAGGGACAGAUCUGCAGACCGUGAAAAAAUCUGCAUAUAUGAAAUCAACUCAAAAUUUAGUACUUUUAAUUUAUUUGUAUUUCCUGUUCCUUUAUUAGUUAGUUAUAAGUAAGUCACAAAGAACAAAUUCGGAUAUACGUGUUAUGGAAAUUGCAAGUUAAUUGGAACAUGAAAAGACAACAGUUUUUUUAAUUCAUUUAUUUUAAACUAUUGAUUUCAAACACACACCGUAUGAAAUGGUGAAAAAUUGCCAAAAACCAAAGCUGAAAACACUCUUAGAGAAAUUGUUAUGACUCGUGUAUAAGCAAAACAUGUAUGUCGUCAAUCUGGAAAUGCAUUCAUGUAAAUCAUGAUGUGUUUUGAAUUUCGGAAAAUUGCCAUGUCUCACACGUAGGGUUCACAAAUGGCUUGAUAAUGACACCUGGCUUGUCUCCAUAUUAAGCCCAGAAUACUAUUAAUAUAUAUAUAUAUAUAUGUAUAUAGGCGUUGUGUCAACGAUAGCAAAUAGAAAAUAAGGUUUGAUUAUUCUAUACUUUCAGUACCUUUGUUGUUAAAUGCAUUGUUUACAUGUUUCAAUUAUACCAUAAAGAUGCACUCUUACUCCCAAAUAAGAUUUAUUAAUAAUAUUGUUUUAAUAUUCCAAAAAGGGUUAUUAAAUGUCGAAAACAAUGGUUCGUAUGAUGGAUACCGAGUUGAAUUUGAAAGAAAGGAGCAUAAAACACGAUAUUUUUACCUUUUAAGACAAUAGAAGAUCACAGUAAAUCUUUUAGCAUUUGCGUUGUCUGCUAUUAAAUACACGGUUAGAAUCUUGUUAUCAGUAAUUAAUAUUUUUCAUAAAUGCAUUAAUUAGUAACUAGUUAAAGGAUUAUCAUUCAAAAUUUAUUUUUGUUAUAUAUGUGUAUGUAUUGAUUUGGAAUAAGAGUGUCACUUUAAUUUGUAUUUUUAAGUUGUAUAUACUUAAAUUUCUAUUACACAAAGGGA
Molecule: messenger RNA, 7082 nt
Organism: Mya arenaria
Lineage: Eukaryota; Metazoa; Mollusca; Bivalvia; Myida; Myidae
Product: multidrug resistance-associated protein 1-like
Exons: 35
Coding region: 370-5514 (1714 amino acids)
Biological process (GO): transmembrane transport
Cellular component (GO): membrane
Molecular function (GO): ATP binding; ATP hydrolysis activity; ABC-type transporter activity
Source: RefSeq, a predicted model, not a curated record